UCGCGCACGAACCUCGCGCCAAGUCGCACAUCCUCUUUAUAGUGACAGCCAGUCCGCUACACGCACAAACAUGAAUGCCGCACGUGAUCUCUCCUUCGGGAUUUACGGUGUAAUCGCCGUAGUCAUCGCUUUCAUCUCCUUGCCUCGCACCUGUGCCCUGCACACUAAAGGUGCCCUCCCUCUGGACUCAAUAACUUUCCAAAAGGUCAUUUCCAAUCAGAAAUUUGUGCUGGUGAGAUUCGAUACUCAGUAUCCAUAUGGAGAAAAGCACGACGAGUUUAAGACGCUUGCGGCAAGUUCGGCCUCUGGUCCAGAUUUUGUUUUGGCAGAAGUUGGCAUAUCAGAGUACGGCGAAAAGGAGAACUUUGAUCUGGGAGAGAAGUACAAUGUGGACAAAGACAACUAUCCCGUAUUCCUGCUGUUCAGUAAUGGUGACCUGGAGCACCCCGUGCCCUACACAGGGCUGGUCAAAGUGGACAACAUCCAGAGGUGGCUUCGGCAACAGGGAGUGUGGAUUGGCCUGGCCGGCUGCUUAGAGGCUUUUGAUCAGCUGGCCGCUGCCAUGUUGACUUCCUCUAACCUGGAUGACAAGCAAGCAGUACUGGCAAGAGCCCAGGCAGAGCUGACCCAGGUGACAGGCGAGCAGCGGUCAUCGGCAGAGCAGUACGUGAAAAUCAUGAGCAGAAUAGUGGAGCAAGGAGACGGCUUCCCCGGCAAAGAAACAGAGAGGAUCGGCCGUCUGCUCGAGAACGAGAAGAUGAGCCCCGGUAAGAAGGAGGAGCUGCAAAAACGACUCAAUAUCCUCAGCUCAUUCCAGAUGGCAGACACCAAGAAAGAUGAGCUCUAGCAGCAAAGACGGUGGGCACGUCUUACCUUACAGCCAAACUGUGAAGCCGAUGGGCCCCUGCACAAUACAAACAUGGAGGGUCGUUGAGCUGCGCUGCCUUCAAGUUUUGGGGGUUGGAGGCGCAAUACCAAAAUGAAAACCAUCCUCAACCAAAAUGAAACAUUAGCCCCCAACUAAUGGCAAUCUUGACGGCACACGUCCACCCGCACCGCCCCAACUCUCUCAUGGUUGCCUACAGCAUUUCCAUAAUCUUAUUUUACAAGUGAAUGUUGUUGAUGACAGUUCAACAUUCAGAAGCUUUGUUACAAAAAUGCCUUUGGGGGAUAUUGGGGGGUGGGCUUUGAUCUCGAGGCACCAAAUAUUUUCAGAGUGUUCAAAUAAAUUACAAUGUUUUAAA
Polypterus senegalus (gray bichir) is the source of this 1244-nucleotide messenger RNA. RefSeq names its product endoplasmic reticulum resident protein 29-like. Gene Ontology annotation, cellular component: endoplasmic reticulum; endoplasmic reticulum lumen. The record is from RefSeq and is a predicted model, not a curated record. The coding region runs from base 71 to 847 and encodes 258 amino acids. NCBI's taxonomy places the organism in Eukaryota, Metazoa, Chordata, Cladistia, Polypteriformes, Polypteridae. Gene Ontology annotation, biological process: protein secretion. The transcript has 3 exons.